AUGAAGAAAGAGGCAGUGGACUUGAUUAAGAAACUGGUCCAGCAGCAGCUUGAAGAGACUCUACGUGACCACGAUGCCAAGAUGGACGAGCUUCAACGAAUGGUUUCAAGGCUGCAAACGGUGGUGCGAAAGCAAACGGCCAUGCUCGAAGACUCCACAUACCAACUAAUGAAUCUACAAGUGAAGCAACAUCAACAGAAAAUGCCAAUGGUAUGA
Phytophthora infestans T30-4 is the source of this 216-nucleotide messenger RNA. RefSeq lists its product as uncharacterized. The transcript has 2 exons. Lineage: Eukaryota; Oomycota; Peronosporomycetes; Peronosporales; Peronosporaceae. The record is from RefSeq and is a predicted model, not a curated record. The coding region runs from base 1 to 216 and encodes 71 amino acids.